AUGCUGAAUGCCAUUAGAUUUAUAGCAGGUGGCAGUAAUAAUGGCACUGGAUACUGCUACUCUAUGGAUUUUGUGUAUUUACCGGCAGAGGAGUCAUGUACGUGGCCGGAUGUGAUUGGGUCAGGGAAUCAACGCAAUGAUUAUCAUUGCAAAUGCGAACCAUCACCAAGGCCAGAUGUGAACACACAAUGGAGUCAUGGGUGA
Dovyalis caffra is the source of this 204-nucleotide messenger RNA. The record is from the annotation of a GenBank genome assembly. NCBI's taxonomy places the organism in Eukaryota, Viridiplantae, Streptophyta, Magnoliopsida, Malpighiales, Salicaceae.